UAUUUUUGAAGCUCUUUUGACCAGUUUUUGUCUCAAUUCCUCUUGAAGCCAUUUUAGUCAUUUCAGGCAUUUUUAAUGAUUUUCUGAAGAGAUUUUGAUGAUUUUAAAGUGUUUUUUUACAAAGAAGUUUGAGUGCCAUAAAAGCCUUUAAAAUCUUCAAGCCUUAGGAAAUUUUAAGGCAUCUUUAGGUAGUUUAAUGGAGUCCUAAGGCUUUGGGAAAAAAAUCAGUUUUUAAGGGUGUUUGUUUUAAAGAGACAUUGAUGGCUUCUAGGGCAAAUUCAGACCUUUUUGAGUGUCUUUGGGGAGUGUCAAACAGAGGAGGAAGCCUCCAGAGUCUCCUUCAGCAUUUGUUUUUGUGACUUGUUGAGAGUUGUUGAAGAGAUUGGGAUGAAAUGCCCAGAACUGUGGAUCAGCUCUGAAGGGAUUUGUUGACUUCUGAGGUAGUCUUUAGGUAGUUUGAGGAACUUCUGUGAGGUUUGAAAGGUUUGUGAUGAGGUUUUAGAGGCAUUCAAGAGAUUUAAAGAGACGUUGAUGAUUUUUUAAUGCAGCUUUCAUCCUGUUUCAGCCCUUCUCAAGGGUGUGGAAGACUUAAGGACACCCAGAAAGUGAUUGAAGUCUCUACAGAAGGAGCUGGAAGAGUUGCAGAAAGGUUUUAAUAACUUGUGCAGAGUUUUCUAAGGUAACAGCAGUGACCUCUUCCCCUACCACAUGGCCUCACAGAAGGACCCAGGUAAGAACUGGGAGGAGAAGCACCCAGAGAAUAAGACAGAGCAAGCAAAGUACAGCCUCAAGAAAGAGGAGGACAAAGAGGUCAAGCCAGAGGAUAACAGUGAGGAGAAUGAUGACUAUGAUGAGGAUGAAGAUGACCAAGAUAAAGAGGUGGAGGAAGAGGACAGGUUCAUGGUAUCCCCCUCUGUGCCACUCAAGCAACUGAUUCAGCACCCUGAGUAUGGGCAGAGCUUAACAUGGCCCUCUGGCGUCUUUGACCACCGCCGAACCCACACUGGCGGCAAGCCUUUCAGCUGUGCUGACUGUGGCAGGAGCUUCACACUGCGCUCCAACCUCAUUGUCCACAGCCGAAUCCACACCGGUGAGAAGCCUUUCAACUGUGCUGACUGUGGCAGGAGCUUCACACAGCAUUCUAACCUCAUUGCCCAUCGCCAAAUCCACACUGGCAAGAGGCCCUACAGCUGUCCUGACUGUGGCAAGAGCUUCAUACGGCACUCACACCUCGUUAACCACCAUCGAACCCACACUGGUGAGAAGCCCUUCAGCUGUGCUGCCUGUGGCAAGAGCUUCACACUGCACUCCAGUCUCAUUGACCACCACCGGACCCACACCAGCGAGAAGCCCUUCAGCUGUGGUGCCUGUGGCGAGAGCUUCACACGGCACUCCAACCUCAUUGCCCACCGCCGAAUCCACACCGGCGAGAAGCCCUUCAGCUGUGCUGCCUGCGGCAAGAGUUUCACUCGGAAGUCUGCCCUUAGCCAGCACUGCAGUGUCCACACCACUGAGAAGUCCUUCAGCUGCAGGGACUGCGGCAAAAGCUUCAAACACAGCUCAGAUCUCACCAUCCACCGCCGCAUCCACACCAGAGAGAAGCUGUUCCCCUGUGCAGAGUGUGGCAAGAGCUUCACCACGAGCUACAGAUACAUCCAACACAGACUUAUCCACAGCAGUGAGAAACCCUACACCUGCUCUGCCUGCGGCAAGAGCUUCACCCACAGUUCAACCCUCACUCAGCACCAUCGUGUCCACACUGGUGAGAAGCCCUUCACCUGCUCUGCCUGCGGCAAGAGCUUCACCCACAGCUCAACCCUCACCCAGCACCAUCGUGUUCACACUCGUGAGAAGCCCUUCACCUGCUCUGCCUGCGGCAAGAGCUUCACUCAAAGCAGCAGUCUCAGUUACCACCGCCGUACCCACUGUGGUGACCAACCCAUGCUUCAGGGGAAGCACAACUAGAUCCACCCGGGUCAGUCGGGGUAAAUGUGCCCCCACCCCAAGAAAGCCUCUCCAGCAGAUUGAACCAAAAUUGCCUCUUUUUCACUCCUCUGUCCAGUGCCCAGUUGUGUCAAUAAAAUCCCAAAGUGACCCAAA
Molecule: messenger RNA, 2100 nt
Organism: Pogoniulus pusillus (Red-fronted tinkerbird)
Lineage: Eukaryota; Metazoa; Chordata; Aves; Piciformes; Lybiidae
Product: gastrula zinc finger protein XlCGF17.1-like
Exons: 2
Coding region: 709-1965 (418 amino acids)
Biological process (GO): regulation of transcription by RNA polymerase II
Molecular function (GO): DNA-binding transcription factor activity; RNA polymerase II cis-regulatory region sequence-specific DNA binding
Source: RefSeq, a predicted model, not a curated record